CUUGACCAACAUGGUCACGGGUUUCACGGAGGACGCCUUCAGCGUUCAGAUACAAUAUCCGUAGUGCCUUCUUCCCCUUUCCGAUCGUCCCCUUCCACCCCGUCUUCCCUUGCGCGCUUCGAUCGGGAUCGAUGGCGGCGGAGGCGGACGACCCGACGGCGGCGUCAGCGACGCUGGAGAAGUUCCGCCUCUACGAAACGCGCGCCAGGUUCUACGUGAUCGGGAGCUCGAGGGAGAAGCGGUGGUUUCGGGUGCUCAAGAUUGACCGCUCGGAGCCGUCGGAGCUCCACCUCAGCGAGGACCCCGUCUGGUACUCCCAGCAGGAGGUCAAGAGCCUGCUCCAGCGCAUCGCCGAGGGCAACCGCUCCACUGGCGGCCUCACCUUCGUCACCAAGGCCUACGGCAUCGCAGGUUGCAUCAAGUUCUUGGAGUCAUAUUACCUGAUUUUAGUCACCAAGCGCCGUCAAAUCGGUUGCAUUUGUGGCCAUGCUAUAUAUUGUAUAGAUGAGAGCCAGAUGAUCACCAUCCCGCACUCAUCUGUACAGACAGAUGUUGCAACCUCUAAGAACGAGCUAAGGUACAAGAAGCUUUUGGCCAGUGUUGAUCUCACAAAGGAUUUCUUCUAUAGCUACACAUACCCAAUCAUGCAGAGCUUGCAGCAGAAUGUCACCACUGCAGGGAUGAAGGAAACACCUUAUGAAAAUUUGUUUGUAUGGAACACUUUCCUGACAGAGCCGAUCCGAUCAAGGUGCCACAAUGCUCUGUGGAGUGUAGCUCUGGUUCAUGGACACUUUAAGCAGGUCAAGCUGUCAGUAUUUGGCAGGGAGUUAAAUGUUAUCCUCAUUUCUAGAAGAUCUCGGCAUUUUGCUGGGACACGGUAUUUAAAAAGAGGUGUGAAUGACCAUGGAAAAGUUGCAAACGAUGUUGAAACGGAGCAAAUAGUAUUUGAAGAGGAAGCUGGUUCCUGGAAGGGAAGAAUGAGCGCAAUAGUACAGAUGCGAGGAUCGAUCCCUCUCUUUUGGUCACAAGAGGCUGGCCGACUUAGUCCUAAGCCUGAUAUUUUUGUGCAGAGGUAUGAUCCUACUUAUGAAGCAACCAAGUUACAUUUUGAUGAUCUCGCUAAGCGAUAUGGACAACCUAUCAUAAUACUCAAUUUAAUAAAGACUGUUGAAAAAAGGCCACGGGAGAUGAUGCUCAGGCGUGAAUUCUUUAAUGCAGUUGGAUAUCUUAAUCAGAAUGUCCCAGAAGAGAGGAAACUGAGAUUCAUUCACUGGGAUUUUCAUAAAUUUGCGAAAAGCAAGUCCGCAAAUGUGCUGGGUGUUUUAGGAGGUGUGGCGAGUGAAGCACUGGAUCUUACUGGAUUUUACUACAGUGGGAAGCCAAAAGUUCAGAAAAGAAGGUCUAUCCAGCUUAGUCGAACUAGCACUGCAAGGGAUGGCUCCAUUGAAAUAAGAGCUAGUUCUGGAGACCUUCCGAGACUCUCUAGUAACGCUGAUGCACUUGGUUCUACAUCUCAGGAUAUGAGAAAAGAGGAUAGCAAACAUGAGCCUCUUGGUGAUGCUCCUUGUUAUCAAACUGGAGUUCUUCGUACGAAUUGCAUAGACUGCCUGGAUCGCACAAAUGUCGCACAGUAUGCUUAUGGCCUUGCUGCUUUGGGGAGGCAGCUUCAUGCGAUGGGACUGACAGAUGUUUCAAAAAUCCACCCAGAUAGCAGCAUUGCUUCAGCUUUAAUGGAAAUGUACCAGAGCAUGGGGGAUGCACUUGCUCAUCAGUACGGAGGCUCUGCAGCACAUAAUACGGUUUUCCCUGAGAGGCAAGGGAAGUGGAAGGCUACUACUCAAUCUAGGGAGUUUCUGAAAUCAAUCAAACGAUAUUACAGCAAUGCCUACACUGACGGUGAGAAACAAGAUGCUAUAAAUUUAUUUCUGGGUUAUUUCCAACCUCAAGAAGGAAAACCGGCUCUCUGGGAACUGGAUACUGAUUACUAUCUCCACGUGACAACAGCCGGUGAUGAUAGCUACCAUCUUAGUUCCCCACAUGGAAAUAAUCUGCCCGGGGGAUCUGGAGAUGCCAUGAGCCCAAGACCCACAUUGAGCCCUGUGCCAGCAUGUAAAGAGGACUUUUCUAGGAUGAAACUUACUUCAUUUGACAAACUUAUAGAAAGAACCUGUAGUUCGAUACGGAAUGUGAGGCUUCACUGUGAUGCCGAUCUAAGGCCAAGUGGUGGUGUUGGAACUUCUGCAAUGGCACCAGAUGCAGCUGAGAUACAGCUUAAAAGCCCAAACUGGUUGUUUGGUCAAAGAAAACAUGCAGAGACAGUUCCAACAGCAAAAGUUAUUCCAGUUGAAAAUGCAAACGAGGGAAACAAAGAUGAGACGAAUGUGUCUCUGCGUGGGGAACUGAACUGGCUUUCCUCCUCGGCAGAUUCAUGCGAGGAGGACAACUUCAGAAGGUAUCUAGCGUUCACGACGGCGGAUGUAGACAAUGGCUGGUACAGUGGAGCACUGCUAUACGAUCAAGAUGAGAACAGCGGUGCUUAUAAACAUUACUCCGAAUUUUGCCAGGGUCCAGUCAUGGAUCCUUUCGAGCACGACCCCGAGAAAGAAGGGCACUACAGGGAGGCCCUUAGCAUGGACAUGGAACUCACGGACGAUGCACGAGUGGAGGCAGAAAUGAAAGCGGCUCUGGACGACUACCAGGUGAUAGGUUCAGACCUGAGCAUCAUCCCGUCGUGCGGCUCCCUCGCUGAGGACCCAAGCCAGCUGACAAGGUGGAUCAUUGGGGACGAGAAGCUGCGCGUCGUAGGCGCUGUGCAGUAGCGCCGAGGGGUUGUACAGAUCGCUAGAACAUUUGUCAAUUGUUGGUUUCAUCGUGUGUAUAUGGGGUGCUUAAAUGUACAAAAAGAAGGUAUUCGUCCUUUUUUUUCUUCUGUUGGGAGCAAACAGACAGGCGAUCAUUCUUGGAGGCCUUUGUGUGAUGGAUAUAGGAGGACUGGACAAAGAGAGGCAUACACGGGUUGGGCCGGUAAACCAAGGAUGAGAAGGUGUAUGUAUAAUAUUCACGACUGAUUGUCUCAUGUCAUUGUGUUGAUUAAUUAAUUUGCACUUGUCCAAUAGUUUGAAGCAA
Hordeum vulgare subsp. vulgare (domesticated barley) is the source of this 3126-nucleotide messenger RNA. Its product is annotated as phosphatidylinositol-3-phosphatase SAC1. Gene Ontology annotation, biological process: phosphatidylinositol dephosphorylation. The record is from RefSeq and is a predicted model, not a curated record. NCBI's taxonomy places the organism in Eukaryota, Viridiplantae, Streptophyta, Magnoliopsida, Poales, Poaceae. Gene Ontology annotation, cellular component: intracellular membrane-bounded organelle. The coding region runs from base 132 to 2819 and encodes 895 amino acids. The transcript has 16 exons. Gene Ontology annotation, molecular function: phosphatidylinositol-3,5-bisphosphate 5-phosphatase activity.